Caenorhabditis auriculariae is the source of this 1750-nucleotide messenger RNA. The record is from the annotation of a GenBank genome assembly. NCBI's taxonomy places the organism in Eukaryota, Metazoa, Nematoda, Chromadorea, Rhabditida, Rhabditidae.
AUGGCUGCAAUUAGGAAGAAGGUUUUAGUUUGAAGGAAUGAAAAAAUUAUUAGGUUGAUUUUUAGCUUGUUAUCGUCGGCGAUGGUGCUUGUGGUAAAACUUGCCUCCUGAUCGUCUUCAGCAAGGAUCAGUUCCCGGACGUCUACGUCCCGACUGUAUUCGAAAACUAUGUCGCCGAUAUUGAAGUCGAUGGAAAGCAGGUUAAUUUUUUUUUUCUCAACUUGAAAAAUCGAAAUUUUUGGUGAGAAACUUGUUCAAUUCGCUGUGUAAACAUUCGUUUUUCCCAUGAGUCAUGAUUGAACUUUUGAAAUUGUUUGUUGAGAAAGUUCAGGAUUAUUGAAUUAUGUUUGGAAACUGCAAUUGAUUUGGAAAAAAAUAUUUACGAAGAAAAAAAUUUUUUUUUCAAAGGAAAGUUUUGAUAAGAAGAAAUCAAGAAGCUUUUUUUGACAAAAAGAAAACUUUGAACUUGUUUUUUUAAAGCGCGAAAUUUCACGAUGAUUUUUUUGUUGAAUCCAAAAAAAUGAAACUAUGCUCAAGAUCGAGAACGUAAUCUUUAUUUUAUUUUGAGCUCAAGAAUAAAGUUUUAAUCGAGCAAAGAUGGAAUUUUUGUUACAACAGAAAAAUGAUCAGUUUUUUUAAGUAUUUUUUUCGAAUUUUAGUUUUUUUCGAAACCAGUUUAAUUAAACGAUGAAAAAAAGUUUCUUUCAUUGUUUUUUUCUGAAUUUCGCAAAAAGCAAUAGCAAAAACGAUGAAAAAUAAAAAAAUUAAUUCGAUCAUGAUUUCAUACUGUUUUUUUAGCUUCUUGUAAAUGCACGAGACUAGUGCGGAAAAACAACAAGAUAAUGAUGAUGACUCGAGUUUUUCAAUUAAAAAAAGUGUAAUUAAAAAAAUAAUUUAUGUGGCGUGUUCAAUAAAAACAUUGUGAAUUUUUGCGAAGAAGUUUUUUGGAACUGAAAAAGAGAAAAAAACUUCAAAUUCAAGGGAAAGUUCUUUUGAUUUUGUGUUUUAGAUAUUUUCCUUUCUUUUGUUAAACCGGUACCCCGAACAUUUUUUUUUCCGUUAAAACAGUGAAAAUGAUAAAAUUACCGUUUUUUAGGGAAAGGAAUUUUUUAAACAAGAUUUGAACCAUAAUCUAAACAUCAUGAUUUAUCUUUUCAAAUGAUUGAUUUUUGCAGGUGGAGCUGGCUCUUUGGGAUACGGCCGGACAAGAAGAUUACGAUCGUCUUCGUCCGCUCUCCUACCCAGACACUGACGUGAUCCUCAUGUGCUUCUCGAUCGAUUCACCGGAUUCGCUUGAAAAUAUACCAGAAAAAUGGACCCCAGAGGUUGGAAAAUCAUUAUUUCCUACUCAUAAAAAAUAAUUUUUCAAACUUUAGGUCAGGCAUUUCUGCCCCAACGUUCCGAUCAUCCUCGUCGGCAACAAGAAGGACCUGCGAAACGACCCCCAGACAGUCAGAGAACUGGCCAAGAUGAAGCAGGUUGGUUCUUGUGACAUUUUUGGACAUUUUGAUGGGAAUUCAUCGGUUUAGGAGCCCGUGAAGCCUGAGCAAGGACGAGCGAUCGCCGAACAAAUUGGCGCUUUCGCCUAUUUGGAGUGCUCAGCAAAGACGAAGGACGGAAUUCGUGAAGUAAAUUGCCAACAAAAAAAGAAACGUUCCAAAUCAAUCCAAUUUUGCAGGUUUUUGAAAAGGCUACCCAAGCUGCUCUGCAACAAAAGAAGAAGAAGAAGAGCAAAUGCAUGAUCCUGUAA